Molossus molossus (Pallas's mastiff bat) is the source of this 1055-nucleotide messenger RNA. RefSeq names its product olfactory receptor 52H1. The record is from RefSeq and is a predicted model, not a curated record. Gene Ontology annotation, molecular function: olfactory receptor activity; G protein-coupled receptor activity. The transcript has a single exon. Bases 32 to 979 code for a protein of 315 amino acids. Gene Ontology annotation, biological process: G protein-coupled receptor signaling pathway. Gene Ontology annotation, cellular component: membrane. Lineage: Eukaryota; Metazoa; Chordata; Mammalia; Chiroptera; Molossidae.
GUCCUCAGGACCUGUGUCAUCUUGUUCUGUCAUGGUCACUUUCAACCUGAGCAGUUACAACACAGGACCCUUCAUCCUGGUGGGGAUCCCAGGCCUGGAGCAAUUCCAUGUGUGGAUUGGGAUUCCCUUCUGUAUCAUCUACCUUGUGGCUGUGGUGGGAAACUGCAUCCUUCUCUACCUCAUCGCCAUGGAGCGUAGCCUUCACGAACCCAUGUUCUUCUUUCUCUCCAUGCUGGCCAUGACUGACCUCAUCUUGUCCACAGCUGGUGUUCCUAAAACACUCAGUAUCUUUUGGCUUGGGGCUCGAGAAAUUACAUUUUCAGGGUGCCUUACACAAAUGUUCUUCCUCCAUUAUAGCUUUGUCCUGGAUUCAGUCAUCCUGACAGCCAUGGCAUUUGAUCGCUAUGUGGCCAUCUGUUCUCCUUUAAGGUAUACCACUAUCUUGACCCCAAAGACCAUCAUUAAGAUUGCUGUGGGCAUCUCUUUUAGAAGCUUCUGCAUCAUCUUGCCUGUUGUAUUCUUGCUCACACGCCUGCCUUUCUGUCAGACACACAUCAUACCCCACACAUACUGUGAGCAUAUAGGUGUUGCCCGGCUUGCCUGUGCUGAUAUCUCCAUUAACAUCUGGUAUGGCUUUUGUGUUCCCAUUAUGAUGGUCAUCUCAGAUGUGAUUCUCAUUGCCAUUUCGUACACUCUCAUUCUCUGUGCUGUGUUUCGCCUCCCUACUCGAGAUGCCCGCCAGAAGGCCCUCAGCACCUGUGGUUCCCAUGUCUGCGUCAUCCUCAUGUUUUAUACACCUGCCUUUUUCUCCAUCCUUGCUCAUCGCUUUGGACAUAAUGUUUCUCGCACUUUCCACAUCAUGUUUGCCAACCUCUAUAUAGUUAUUCCACCUGCACUCAACCCCAUUGUCUAUGGAGUGAAGACCAAGCAGAUCAGAGAUAAGGUCAUACUUUUGUUUUCUACCAAAGGUACAAAAUAAUUCAUAAUGGAAAAACUGGGCUAAAUUCACAAUGUAUAUUAAUAUAGCAAGAAAUAAAAAAAGCAAAUGAUAUUUA